AUGGACCCCCCCCAGGGGGCCGAGCGUGGCCUGGAGGAGACGCAGGGGAGGGCCGGGGCCCCCCGCAGCAGCCGGCCCCACGGUGACCCCGACCAGCAGCGGUACCCCGGACACCCCGGGGCCAGAGAGGACCAAGCCCGCGUGACCAGACAGAGGGGGGCGGAGGCGGUCCAGCGGGGCCUGAGGGGCCGACCCGCGCCCAGGGGCCCCCAAACACGGCCCAGGAAGACCCUCCCCCCCCCUCGCACGCCGUCCCCACCCGACAGCCAGGCUCUCCCCGGGGGGGGCGCGACGGAGAGGACCCCGCCCGACGGCUACUGCACCUACGUCCUGACCCCUGACCAGGGCUUCUAUUUCCCCCCGGACCCCGGCGACCGGCCGGGCGCCGCCCAGGACCCGGGCUGUCCCGAAAGCCGGCGGGGGGGCGGCUGGCGGGGGCGGGGGGGGGACCGGCGGCGGCGGGAGGCGGUGGGCUGCCGCCUGCACAACUACGCCGAGCGCUCCGACGGCGAGUCGGACAGCCCCGAGAAGGAGGCCGAGUUCGCCCCCCACCCCCGCGCCGACAGCUGGGACGCCGACCCGGCCCCCGCCGGACCCGGGGGGGGCCGCAGCCCCCCCGAGCCCCGCCGCGGCACGCCGGAAAGAGAAGAGGGAAGAGAAAGCCCCCCGCCACCGGGGGACGAAAAAGCCGCCGGCCGGGGGGGGGCACCCGCCAUAGAGCGGGCCACCCGGCCCCCCCAGGAGGCGGCGGCCAGCAGGGAGUGCCAGGGCCAGAGGGAGGGCCAGGGCCAGAGGGAGUGCCAGGGCCAGAGGGAGGGCCAGGUCCAGAGGGAAGCCAUAGUGCUGGCCAUUAAGGACAUCAGGGACGCCAUAGAGGAGGUGAAGACCAAAACGGUGAGGUCGCCCUACACCCCCGACGAGCCCCAGGAGCCCAUCUGGGUCAUGAGGAAGGACCUGAGCCCCGGAGAGUGUCCAGCCGCGCCGUCUGAUGGUGAGAAUUCUCCCUGCACAGACUCCCCCUCUCCCCCCCGGGCGGACUCGUCCAGCCGGCUGCUACUGCAUGAGGACAGCCCCGAGGCGUCCCACUCCCACAGAGAGUCCAAGAAAGGCCUUGCAUCAUUCCCCACAUAUGUAGAAGUGCCUGGACCUUGUGAACCAGAGGACCUGAUCGAUGGGGUGAUCUUCGCUGCCACGUACCUGGGCUCCACUCAGCUGCUGUCCGAGAAGACCCCGUCCAAGAGCAUCCGCAUGAUGCAGGCGCAGGAGGCCGUGAGCCGCAUCAAGGCGGCCCAGAAAGUUUCCCCGACCCAGCCUCAGGCCCUCGAGGAUGAGUCUCAUCCAAUGACUGAGGUGGAUAUCUUCAUCUCCAUCCAAAGAAUCAAAGUGAUCAAGAAUAACUCCCAGGAGAUCAUGAUGGACCACCCGCUGCAAACCAUCUCCUACAUCGCUGACAUCGGCAACACCAUGGUUCUGAUGGCCCGCCGAAGGCUGACUCAGCAGGACUCUCAGGAGAACGUGGAAGCAUCAGACCCCAGUCAAGAGAGCAAGUGCCAGUACAAGAUGAUAUGCCACGUGUUCGAGUCCGAGGACGCCCAGCUGAUUGCCCAGUCCAUUGGGCAGUCCUUCAGCGUGGCUUACCAGGAGUUCCUGCGGGCCAAUGGCAUCAACCCCGAGGAUCUGAGUGAGAGGGAAUACAACGACCUGCUCAGCACUCGGGACAUGUACAACGAUGACCUGGUCCACUUCUCCAAAUCUGAGAACUGCAAAGACGUGCUCAUAGAGAAGAGUAAGGGGGAGAUCCUGGGAGUGGUGAUUGUGGAGAGCGGGUGGGGCUCCAUCCUACCCACCGUCAUCAUCGCCAGCAUGAUGCACGCCGGGCCGGCGGAGAGAUCCGGCAAGCUGAACAUCGGAGAUCAGAUCAUGUCCAUCAACGGAACCAGUCUGGUGGGACUCCCACUGUCCACCUGUCAGAGUAUCAUAAAGGGUCUGAAGAACCAGCCACAGAUCAACUUAAACAUCGUGAGAUGCCCCCCGGUGACGACGGUCCUCAUCAGGAGGCCAGACGCCCGUUACCAGCUGGGCUUCAGCGUGCAGAAUGGCAUUAUCUGCAGCCUGAUGCGCGGCGGCAUCGCCGAGCGCGGCGGGAUCCGAGUAGGCCACCGCAUCAUCGAGAUCAACGGCCAGAGCGUGGUGGCCAUGCCCCACGAGAAGAUAAUCGAUAUGAAGACCAUGCCGGCCGCAAUGUACCGCCUGCUGACCGCUCAGGAGCAGGCCCUCUACAUCUGACCUCUAUCUCCAGCUACUGUCUGUCCAGCGAGGACAGCCCAGAAUCCAUCUGUGCUGACCCCACGGGUCGUACUGGACGGUAUCUACCCGCUAUCUUAAACUUCCAGGAACUUGAGAGUUCCCGUCUUUGCUGGCCUAAUCCGACAUCUCCCGCAUCAUUCAUCGUUUUAGGAAACGAAAAGGCUCGUUUGGUUAAAUAAGGAAACUGCUUACUACUACUACAGUAAGUGUAUUUAAAAUAGAACUAUUUAGCUUCUGCCACACGCACAA
Molecule: messenger RNA, 2556 nt
Organism: Menidia menidia (Atlantic silverside)
Lineage: Eukaryota; Metazoa; Chordata; Actinopteri; Atheriniformes; Atherinopsidae
Source: the annotation of a GenBank genome assembly